GAAAAAAAAAAAGGCGAGCGUGUUGCGGCUUGGAUGGAAACAAUGACUUUUCCAUCAAAAAGAACGGGCAGCGAGAAUCGGCGUGUUUUGGACGUGGCGGAUAGCAUCGAUUCGCAUAUCGCCGUCUUGUGAACAGCUACCGGCUCUUUUUUUUUAGCUCCUUCCUCUCCAGUUCUUCUGUGAAACGCGGUGAGUGGGUUGAGCUAUAGAGGAUUGAGAGAUCACCCGCAGUCACAAAUAACAUAAUGGGCGGCGGCGGAGGUAGCAGUGGGAAUGGUGUUAUUGCGGCGCCUGGGAUCCCUUCAGGGGCGAGGAAGAUGGUGCAAAGUCUCAAGGAGAUCGUGAAUCUCCCUGACCAAGAGAUCUAUUUCACGCUCAAGGAGUGCGGGAUGGACCCUAGCGAGGCCGUACAACGCCUCCUUUCCCAAGAUUCAUUUCAUGAAGUGAAGAGCAAACGUGACAAGAAGAAGGAGGUAAAAGAACUCUCUGAAUCUAGGACUCGAACAAAUAAUAAUACUUUCAGUCAGGGAGUUCUCGGUAGUUCUGACUGUGGGCCACGACCUAGUUUCACUCAGAGCAGUUUAAAUGGUUUUGGAGUCAAUCGUGGUAAGGCUCUGCAAAAGAAGGAAGAUGGGGUAUGCAGUGUUCCAUCUUCCUCAAAUGUUGGAGCUAGAUCUGAUAUUAAUAAAAAAUCAACAAUCAUAAGUGAAAAUGUUUCUACAGAAAGCCUUUUUGGAGGAACUGGUAUCGCUGGUGGGAGUUCUCUGCAUUCACAACCAUCAUCAGGAUAUCAACAUGGUUGGACGGGGAUUCCUGGUCGUUUUUCAAUGGCUGAUAUUGUUAAAAUGGGUAGGCCUCAAGGCAAGCUGCCAAUGACCUCUACAUCUGCGGGAAAUGCAUCAAAUGUUUCACAUCAAUUCACAUCAGACACGUCUAAGCCUGGCGUCAAGCAUUCUGUGACCCAUGAUCUGCCUUCAGAAUUAGAUCAGGGAGUUCAUUCUUCUCAAGGUCUUCAUCAGCAGGCACAAGUUAUCAAUUAUGAACCAGGAACUAUUAGUAACAACCAUGUUUCUCAUGAUAGUUGGCCCGCUGCUAAUCAGUCCCAUCCUGGAACUACUUCGAACAUUCUGGAGACUUUUGGAUCUGCUAUCUCUUAUGCUGAUACAUCUAAGACUGCUUUUGUUGAUGAAGUUCAGGUGCAUCAGACUUUACGAGAUGAAUCUCCUGAGCCUGAGAAGAGUGCUGAAUCUGAUACUUCAUCAGAAGAAUUUUCAAGGUCUGAAACCAUAUCCGAAGGGGAAAUUGAUGAGCACAAUUUUGAAGGUGAGGAUACCAAUGUAGAAAUUUCAUCAGCUGCUGCAAACUUGCAGAAUCUGAGUAUUGAAAAGGUUGGGCUAGCUGGAUCAACAGUGGAAGACAACCCUGCUGUAAUAAUUCCAAGACACCUGCAAAUUACUAAUGCUGAUUGCUCACAUCUAUGCUUUGGUAGUUUUGGUUCCGGAGUUAGCACUUCCUUACCCAGAUCAUUACAGCCAAAGCCACUGCACAACAGCUCAGAGGUCAUAACAGUUGAUGAUGUUCGUCCACUUGAUCAUUCAAAUGCCAGAAACUCCAGUUACUAUGAUAAUGCUGAGCUAAAAUCCCAAAUAAAUGAAGAUGUACUUUCUAGAGUUUCUAUGAAUGCAAUGAAUUAUGAAAUAUCUGCAGCUUCAGAAGCUGAGGUUAUCCGGGAUGAUGCAAUGAAUAGCACACGUGAACUGCAGUAUAAUCUUCCUUCUUUAUCUGAUUAUGGAACUUCAACUUCCACGCAAGAGAGUGAUGCAGCAUUUGAACAUCCGCAAACUAAUUUACAAAUGCAUAAUCUUUCCUCUUUGUCAAAUAUGAUGCAGCCAUAUACAAGUUCGUUAUCUAGCAGUUUAUUGGCACCUACUAUGCCUAUCAAAGAUGUUGAAAUUCCCUUUUCAUCUUUACUUACAACCCCAUCUGCGCCUACAAAACACAGUGUUGCAACCUCUAACGGCGGGACAACUGUUCCCUUGCAAGAGGUGAAACCAAAUGCUUUCUCCGAUCACCAGUCACAGGCUCCUCAAAGUUCCCCUAACACCAGCAUCACCACUGGCCAUGCAGUCCCUCAACAUCUUCCUUUACACCCUUAUUCUCAAGCAACACUGCCUUUAGCGCCAUUUGCUAAUAUGAUUAGCUACCCAUUCCUGCCACAGAGCUACACUUACCUACCUUCAGCAGCUUUCCCUCAAGCGUACACAACCAACGAUCCCUUUCACCAGUCUCCAGCUGCAGCGCACAACACUGCCUUAAAAUAUACACUCCCUCAAAAUAAAAGUAGCAUUUCGGUGGCUAGCUUACCGCAGCCUGCAGCAGUAGCUUCUGGGUAUGGAAGCUUCAGUGGCUCAACUAAUAUCCCUGUAAAUUUUUCCUUAAAUCCUUCCAGCACUCCCACAAGUACAACAUUAGGAUUCAGUGAAGCUUUGAGCUCUCAAUACAAAGAAGUAGCACAUUACCUCUCCCUUCAGCAGAAUGAGAGUUCUCCCAUGUGGGUCCAUGGAGGCAUUUCCAGAACUGUGUCACCUCUUCCUCCCAAUACUUUCUAUGGCUUCCAAGGGCAGAAUCAGCAUAGCAGCUUCCGGCAGGCUCAGCAGCCCUCACACUAUGGGCAGAUGGGAUACCUUAAUUUCUUCCAGAACCAGCUAGGCGGACAGUCUCAAGAACAGCAACUGAAUUCUAACGAGGUAAACCUGAAUGGUUCUCAGGGGAAUCCCUCUCAGCAAUCUCACCAGCUCUGGCAACAUGGCUACUAAUGCAGAUUAACUUAUUUUAAGCAUAUCAGCUGCACUUUUUCUCGAGCAUGCUGGCCCGGUUGAGUGUUUCAUUUUGAUCUACUGUAUAUAAAAUGACGGAACCUUGAAUGCUGCUAUUCUCCAUCUUGAAAUCGAUGUAUUCUAGACAAUGAGUGUUUUUUUUUUUUUUUAAAUCUUUGUCGCAGGCGUGCCUUGUGGAACUAAUUUAACCUUGCUUUUCCUUUUUGUUUUUUGAAGUUAAACAUCGAAGGGUUCUUGUUCCUGUGAUGGAUAGUUUAAAUUAAUCCAAAAGUUUCUGAUUUCUGUUUUCUUGAGGA
Dendrobium catenatum is the source of this 3133-nucleotide messenger RNA. RefSeq lists its product as uncharacterized. Lineage: Eukaryota; Viridiplantae; Streptophyta; Magnoliopsida; Asparagales; Orchidaceae. The coding region runs from base 246 to 2816 and encodes 856 amino acids. Gene Ontology annotation, molecular function: protein binding. The transcript is spliced from 10 exons. The record is from RefSeq and is a predicted model, not a curated record.